CCAGCACAACCCGCAGGCCGGCGUUCCCGGGGGCGGGUAGUCAAAAAUCAGCCGUAGCCUAACAGGGGCCUCACAGCCACCAGUAUCCGCCGCCAUCUUGCAAAUAGAGCAACCGCUACGGCGCGCCACGCGGGACAAAAAUGUGAAAGAGCGAGAGAUGGAAUCCAGGACUGCGAUUUUACCCCGCCCCUCGGGAACCGGGCCGAAUUACUCCGAUUGGGAAGAGAGAAAUCGUGCGAGGGAAACGACCGAAUAAACUUCAGCAUUCAUACAACCGAUACAGUACUAGUACUUGUGGGUUUGCACGAUAUACUUGUCUUUAAUUGGACAUUUGUUUUUGCCCUUACCUAGGGAACGAAACAUAUAUUUAGAUUUUUUUAAAAACUACCUUUUUUUGGUUGCCACUAUGGAGUCAUUUUCACAACCGUUUCCACGAAUUGCGUGAUUAUAGGCAAAGCUUUCAGGGCCUGGCUGGGAAAAUAUUGACUGCACUUCCUAGGCUAAGGCAGGAAGAGGGAGCCCCUGGGCAGGCCGACGGUUGCCGGUUCCCUUGAAAAAGGCAGCACUUCCUUCUCUCAGAAGCAGCUGACGAGGAGAAGGAGUCAUAUGAUUUCAGCCCAGGAAAUUGCUGGGUUGUUGCAGAGAUGCUGCUGAAACGACACCAUCCGAUUGUGCUGUUCUCGCUGGUGACUUUGAGUUUUGGUUGGUAUAUAAAAGAACCAAAGGAACCAAAACAGGCAUGGGGGUACGUCCCUGUCAGAAGCAACGCAAGCAUGUUCUGGUGGCUGUACUAUGCAGACAACCCUACACAGAAUUUCACACAACUCCCUCUUAUCAUGUGGCUUCAAGGCGGCCCAGGGGCUUCAGGCUGUGGAUAUGGAAACUUUGAAGAGAUUGGCCCUUUAGAUAGCGAUCUAAAACCAAGAAGGACAACUUGGCUGCAGGCAGCGAGUGUGCUGUUUGUCGAUAACCCUGUCGGCACUGGAUACAGUUACGUAAAUGACACCCUUGCAUAUGCCACAGAUCUCUGCACAGUCACUUCGGACAUGAUGGUACUUCUCAGAGAAUUCUUCAACUCAAGGACAGAAUUCCAGACAAUCCCUUUCUACAUCUUUUCAGAAUCUUAUGGAGGCAAAAUGGCUGCUGCCAUUGCCUUGGAGCUUCAUAAGGCUAUUGAAGCUAGGACCAUAAAGUGCAAUUUUCUUGGCGUAGCCCUUGGUGAUUCAUGGAUUUCUCCGCUAGAUUCUGUGAUUUCCUGGGGACCUUAUCUUUAUAGUACUUCUUACCUUGAUGAUAAAGGGUUAAAAGAAGUGACUACAGCUGCCAAAAAGAUCCUGGAUGCUAUGCACAAAAGGGAAUUCAAACUGGCCACGUUGCUUUGGAGUAAGGCAGAAGACAUCAUAGAAGAGAACACGAAUGGUGUGAAUUUCUAUAACAUUCUGACUCGGCAUACUUCUUCAGUGACGGCUCUUGCAUCCGUUGCAAGCGAAACAGUCCCUUUCUUAAAACUCUUCCAGCGUCAUGUAAAACAUCAAAGUAAAGACAAACUGAGUGACUUGAUGAAUGGGUCCAUCAGAAAGAAGCUGAAGAUAAUUCCAGACCAUGUCAAAUGGGGAGGCCAGUCCCAAGAUGUGUUCAUGAAUAUGGCUGAAGACUUCAUGAAGCAUGCAAUAGAUAUUGUCGAUGACUUGCUGGAAGCCAACAUCAGUGUUACUGUCUACAAUGGGCAGUUGGAUCUCAUAGUUUGUACCAUAGGCCAAGAAGCGUGGCUCCGGAAAUUGAAAUGGCCCAAGAUGAAACAGUUCAGUGCACAAAAAUGGAAGCCUUUAUAUGUAGGCUCAGCAUCCACAGAGACGGCAGCUUUCCAUAAGUCCUACGAUAACUUAGACUUUUUCUGGAUUCUAAAGGCUGGGCACAUGGUACCAGCUGACCAAGGUGAUAUGGCGCUGAAAAUGGUGAGGAUGGUGACACACCAAAGCCACUAAGAGGGUUGGGGCCAGCUGGCUUGGCUUCCCUAUACAAGCACAUCACACUGUUGGAAUUUUCUCAUUGCACACUGAACUUGCUGGAGGAACGGUUGCUCUUCUUCAGAGCCCUUGCGUCUGUCUGCUGUGUGAUUCACUAUGCAAGGCAUUUUUAAGGAGAUCCUUUUUACCCUUACAUAAAGCUAUGGCUGUCUGCCCCUGCACUGACCAAUAAUUUGCUGAAGACCUGCUCUCUGCAGUUGCACCCCUUAAAUGGAAAGAGCUUUUGAUCAAAUUAUAUUUAGGCAUAAUUCUUGAGCCCUGGGCCUUGAGGCAGAAACAGUGGCUAUAUUAGACAACUCUCUGAAACACCACUGUUUGCUCUAAAUUAUUAAGAGCAAUCCUGGAUGUAGAAAAUACAAGUCAAGGCUACCAAAUGUACUACUCAGAGCAGCAUUGUUCCCAGCCUUGUGUGGGCUGAGCAGUUGGUAGAGCCCUUAGACAAAUGGCCCUGUAUUGCAGGAGUACAUUGAAGUGAACCGGCUGGUAAAAUGUAUGGGAUAGACAGGAACAGUUUAUUAGAUGUAAUUUUAAGAUUAUUUUAUAUACACUCUCAGAAAGGCAUUGUUAAUGCAUGCUCAGACAACAGACUGUCUUGGGCUUCUCGAGAGCACACUCCCAAAGAGACCAUGCUUCCUUUUACAACCUCUGGUAGCUUGAUGUAAAGCAAGGGUGGGCAACCUCAGGUCUGGGGGCUGUAUCCGGUCCCCAAAACCCUUCCCUAGGCCACACCCCUCACUGCCCUCACUUCACGCUCUCCACAAGUGUUUUUGCUUGGCUAGAAUGUGUCCUGGAACUCUGGUAAUGCCUCUGGCUUGCUUGCAUGGGGAAUAGUGGGGUGGUGAAAGUAGCUUACUGUACAAAGGUAAAAUUUAUAUUAGCUGCUGCACCCACUUUUGCCUCGGGCUCCACCGCUGGCUCAUAGCCCUUAGCCUGAAAAGGGUUCCCCACCCUGUUCUAAAAACAUGUGCUUGAACCUACCACCACGGCCUCACUGUAUUUAGUGGGAUUUCCUUCCUGAAAAGUAUAUUUAGAACUGUGAGCUUAGGUCAGAACUGUCUGUGCAGUGUAGGGGAGACACAGUUUAAUGCGCAAAUGGUGCUUUCCCCCUGGCUUCAGAUAAGAGCCCAGCUAGAGAGACAUUGACAUGCCAGUGGGGGGGACGGGGACCACAGUGAUAGAAGCAGCGCACAGAAGGCUCAGCAUCCCAGUCUCUUACUUUUGAUGGGAUUGAGGCUAUAAUCUUGAUCAGAAGACCCGCAGGGAUUGAGGAUGAGGGGGAGAAAAACUUUGCUUAACCUUUUCACUGCCACCCAGUUUUUCCCCUUGGAUUUACCCAGCGGAGGCAACCUGGGUGGAAAUGUGCUGGGUUUUUGAACACAUUACAAUGCUGUUAAUGCUUUUCUUUUCAUAUGUAUUCAUUCCUGUGCUUCCAAGUUCUGUAUUAAAAUUGGGCAGCCAGCAGUUAGGGCAGCUGCUACCUUAAUGAGUACUGCCAGACUUGUUUCAUUUUCGCUGUUUACAAUCCCAUUGUGAAUGAAUCGAGGCCCUCAGCUGGGAGCUCCGAGACGUGUAUGUGGAUCUCUUUAAAAGGAGCAGGCACACCCCCCCCCCAGGAGCUCCACAAAAUGAGACGGAAAGAUGAAGGAAACUGUCUUGCUGGGUGAUGCUAAGAGAGGACAAGUCUAGAACUCUUGCUCAGUGUUAUCCUCUCUUGGCUCUACCAUCCCACCCCCCUUCUGCUCUAGUUCAGAACUUGAUGCAGCAAAGUUCAAACUGCAAUACAUCUCUUGAACAACUGCACUUUUCAGGUAGAGCACUGUGUUCUAUUUAAAUCUGCUAGAUGUUGGAAAUGAAAACUGGGUUGCUUCCUGAUUUAAUGCAUGUCUUUCUAAUGACUGAAUAAUAAUAAAACCCUGGGAAUCCAA
Molecule: messenger RNA, 3952 nt
Organism: Rhineura floridana
Lineage: Eukaryota; Metazoa; Chordata; Lepidosauria; Squamata; Rhineuridae
Gene: SCPEP1
Product: serine carboxypeptidase 1
Exons: 14
Coding region: 645-1985 (446 amino acids)
Biological process (GO): proteolysis
Molecular function (GO): serine-type carboxypeptidase activity
Source: RefSeq, a predicted model, not a curated record